AUGGGUCGUCUUUUGGAACUCCCCGUCGAGGUCCUUCUAAUCGUCUAUGGGAGCUUAGAGACCAUUAACGAUGCAGUCAUCGAUAACAACCUACCACUACCGAAGAGCCCAGAUACCACCUGGCUCAGAGACCACUUUGCUCCAGACUGGUGUUGGAAACCUACAGAAUCACAGGUACCUGACAAUCUGGUGGACAAAAGGACGCGGGAAUUUCUCACAACCAGUGGCAUCCCUUCUGGCAUUUGUCCAAUUACCCAAUGGAAUUCCUCCCUCCUUAGGGACUUUGAGAAUGCGGAUGCAGAGCGGUACGCCUGGGACGCUGAUUUGAUCAUCGGCCGCCGCUUGGAGGAUGACCAUUCUGCGCCUGUCAAUUUCUGUUAUUGUAUAGGCCAGCUCGAUCUUGCGCUGGCAAUGCUUGAUGCUAAGGAUGGAACGGUUUUCCACUUUGACCAGGGUGCUUAUGGAAAAUAUGCCAACAGGGGUAUCAUUGCAGAUUCAGUGCCUUCACUUCUGGUACUACUGGGGACUGUCGAGGCGAGUGUGGCUCGGAUGGGCAAAAUGCCAUCGAAUUUGAGCCGCCUGGCAUUUGAAAAGGAUAAUGAUAUGCGCCUCUUUGUUUUAGCUGCUUUGAGAAAGAUCAUGUCAGAAUAUGAUGACCGCGUGGAACAAGAUUCGAUGUUCUGGAAUGCAAUUUUUCAUACCUGUGUAGAGUAUUAA
This is a messenger RNA of Aspergillus pseudoviridinutans, 717 nucleotides long. RefSeq lists its product as uncharacterized. The record is from RefSeq and is a predicted model, not a curated record. The transcript is spliced from 3 exons. Lineage: Eukaryota; Fungi; Ascomycota; Eurotiomycetes; Eurotiales; Aspergillaceae. Bases 1 to 717 code for a protein of 238 amino acids.